Messenger RNA from Exaiptasia diaphana, 1397 nucleotides. RefSeq names its product ALK tyrosine kinase receptor-like. The transcript has 3 exons. NCBI's taxonomy places the organism in Eukaryota, Metazoa, Cnidaria, Anthozoa, Actiniaria, Aiptasiidae. The coding region runs from base 1 to 1206 and encodes 401 amino acids. The record is from RefSeq and is a predicted model, not a curated record.
AUGUGGACUUGCUUCAUAGCAGUUUCAAUACUUGCGGUUAGUGGACUAACUGCAUACAUAUAUCCAACUCGGGAAGAUGCAGCUCGCUUCUCAAUGUUUAGAACCACGCAUAACUAUAUCCUUGAUGGCUACACUUUCCGCAAAGAGCAGUCGACUAGCAUUUUAGAAUGUGCACACUUGUGCCUGACAGAGUAUCGCUGUUUAUCGUUCAACUUUCAUCAUACAUUUGGCGGUCAGAUAGUAAGCUGUCAUCUAAACAACAGAACCGCUCAGAGUGCUGACAUGUGGUUCUUUGUGGUCUAUAAGGGGUGCACAUACGGGGAACUGCAAAAUUUGACUGAACCUGGUCUUAUUUAUCCACGAGAACCUAAACCAGUUCUGGAGUUCACGUUUACUUCUCUUGGAGCCGUUGGCGAAAGUGGAUCCACCAGUACUUUUGGUUAUAAUGGCACAAGCCUACAAGAUUCUGUUCUCCUUGAAAGCGGUAAACAACAGUGGACAGUACCAAAGACGACUAAAUAUAUCAUUGAAGGCUAUGGGGCAUCUGGUGCCGAUGGGCGUUGUCAAAAUCCCUCUUUGUUGUGCCACAAGGGCGGUCUUGGUGCAAAAAUCACAGGAACUUUUCAUUUGACCAAAGGGAUCAUUUUAAAAAUUCUCGUGGGACAGAAGGGCUCGCUUGAUCCUGGUUAUGUUUUCGCAGGGGGUGGAGGUGGGGGAACAUUUGUGAUUAAUAGUAACGAUAGUACGGUGUUGAUUGUUGCCGGCGGGGGUGGUGGUGGAGGUAAACCAGGGGUCAAUUAUCAAGACGGUGAUCCCGGUCAAGCAGGUAAUAAUGGCAGUCGUUGUGGUGGAGCUAAUGGGAUGGGUGGUCGUCUCUGUAGUGUUGAUCGUUCCCUUUUGUGCGGCAGUGGAGCUGGUUAUAGAGGCGAUGGAGAGGUUAAACAAUUCGUAAAAGCGAUGGCGUAUGUUAAUGGUGGUACCGGAGGAAAUGGAAUUACAAGCGACUUGGCGGUGGGAGGCUUUGGCGGGGGUGGAUAUGCAAUGGACCACGCUGGAGGAGGAGGGGGAUAUUCCGGAGGAGGCUACUUUGGUAAUAUAACUAUGGGUACCGCAGGGGGAGGGGGUUCUUAUAACAGUGGUUCAUUGCAAGAAAACAAAUCAGGGAUACACAAGGGAGAUGGAAAGGUAACAAUUAAAGCGGUUUAAAUUUUGCGAAAUCAGACAAAGGAGCUCAAAAUAGUGCGGUCUCAGUUUUUGUAUGACGUCAGUGUCGAAUUGGUAAAUUUCUGGCGUAACUGAUGAAUUUCAAAAUUUCACCGAUACUUUAAAUUUACUUUAAAUUUAUGUUUCCGAUCCGUUUCCAUUGUAGUUUCUGCUUGUAUUACUAGUAUUCAUUC